Messenger RNA from Arvicanthis niloticus (Nile rat), 3169 nucleotides. RefSeq names its product cilia and flagella associated protein 99 (gene Cfap99). The record is from RefSeq and is a predicted model, not a curated record. Lineage: Eukaryota; Metazoa; Chordata; Mammalia; Rodentia; Muridae.
UGGGUGCGGGAGCUGGCCAGUGAGCGCUCCCGCCCGCGGUGCCUGGAGAGACGACGCGGGAGCAGGUGGAGGCCUAAAGAGGCCAAGAGCCCCGCAGGACCCUGCUCCAAAGAUGACCUACUAUGAGAAAUGCAUUGAGAUUGUGAUAAAGCAGCUUGACAAGUUUAAGCCUGAGAAGGACAAUCCUGAGCAAUUCCUGGAGACAGUAUUCACCUCCUUACAGCAGACUCUGAACCCCCAGAAGCUUGGGUUUGUUUUGGAAGUUCUGUCUGGAUGCCUUCAAUACCACAAGUUACUGACCAUCGUGGUGGAUGCCUUCUAUGCACGGGACGGCCAGCUCUGCCUGUGGUCUGACUACAGCCUCUUUGAGGUGAUCUGCUACCUGGCCACCUUCCAGAUAGAUGAGCUCGGCUUCCAGCUCUUCUGCAGCAUCAUCAAGUCCCAGCCUGUGGGUAAGAUUUGCAAGUUCCUCAGAUUCUUCUUUAACCCCUUGAACCUGUGUUCAUGGAUCAGAGACGAGUGGAGCCUCAUCUAUGAAACGGCCCAUGUGACAGAGAACUGGAUUGACCCUCUGAUGAGAUGGCAGCCAGAAGUCCAGGAGCUGAUCAAACAACUGGAGGGAGUACCAACCGAUCAAAUUACUCCCUUGAAGACCAAGGCCAAAGUUACAGUGCCCAAGGAAUUUAACCUGACUGUCCCAAGGCCCCGCGCCAUUACAAUGCCUGAGCCUGUCCCCACUAUGCCCAAGCCAAGACCUGUCCCUCAGAGUACCUAUCAGGAGCCUAAGGAACAGAAGCUUCUUCAGAUGAUCAAGACAUACAACCGCCGGACAGCUGAGGAGCUGCUGCUGAAAGCGAACAUGGAAGAACUACGGUGUGCCAUGCCCCGGUUGCAAAGGGAUCCACAAGUACAGGACGAGAAGAAGCAGCUGUGGCAUCAGUCUGUACCCCGAAUACAUAGGACCCCAAAUCUGACCUUCUACAAGCCUAACAACCUCCCGGUCAAGCUGAACACAGCCACCAUCCUUCGAGAAGGGGCCUUAUACCAACGGCAGGUGGAAAAGGAGCUGCAGAGAGUUGAUAAACUUGUGGAUGGGGCUGGGGACUUCUCUGAGUUCCUUGAGUGGCAGAAGAAGAUGCAGGCAAAGGACCUGGAGGAGCAACUGGCUGCAGGCGAGUGCCGGCGGCUGCAGGGGAAGCUGAGCCACGAGGAGGCCAUCUUGGCCCGGCAGAACCUCAUGCAGGAAAAUAAGCAGAAGGCUGACCGACAGAAGGAGGAGACAGCUGAGCUAAUGCUGCAGUGUGCUGAGAGACGCCUCCAAGAGGAGAAAGCCAUGAAAGAGCUGGUGGAGCAGGUCACAGAGGCACAGAAGAAUGUCAAGAUAGUCCAGACGAAGCUUGUGAAGGGCCGGCAGCAGAUAGUUCAGGAGGUGAUAGAGGAGAGCCGGGAGUUACUACAGCGUAGCACAAAGGAAGCCAAAGAGGAGCAGAAGAGACGCUGUGAGCUCAUCGCUCAGCUUCGUGCGCUGGAGACACAGCCCACACGCAAGGGGAAGCUGGUGGACCUUACCCAGAUCCCAGGAUAUGGUCUGGAAGGUGAGAUGUCUGUUGUGGAACUUCGAGAGCGGCUGGCCAUGCUCAAAGAGACCCAGAAACGAGAGCAGGAGGAGAAGCGGGAUCAAAUCAUCCAGGGCAAGCGAGCCAAAAGCCAAAUGAUACAGAACACAGUGGAGCAGAUCUCCCUGUGCCGUGCAGCAAUGGGCAGGACCGCAGCCCUGAGGUGGGAGGAAAAGAAGGCCCAGGCUACAAGCCUGGGGACACCCUGCCAGGAUGAGCGCGUGCUGGAGCUGAAGCGCAAAAUGGAGGAGAGGGCAGCUGAACGCCGCAGGCAGACACGCAGGCAGACAGCACCGCAGCUUGUGUCACCGGCCCGGGCCCUACGCCCAAAUCUGCGGGCGCAGGAAGAGAUGCAGCACUGGCUGGAGCUGGAUCAGAGUCGUGAGCGCAGGCUGCGGGCAAUGCAAGAAGCAGGUCGCACCUGCCACGCUACCCAUCACCUGGAGGCCUCCUGAGCCAACUGGCAGCCCCACGCCAACACUGCGUGCGGCUGCGGACGUGAGCCCCCGCCCCUGCCCCUCUGACAGUGGCUCUCUUCCUGUACUCCUGCUACAAAGCCAACUCUCUCCCCAGCUCCAGCCUGCCCCUGUAUGGUUGCUCCAGAAAAAAAAAAAAAGUGUGGUGACAUUUAGAAAUGCUAAACAAAUAUGUAAUCUUCCUCAGGAUUGGAACUGGCUACCACGUUUUAUAUGCUAAACCUGGCUCUUCCCUGUGUCCAGCAAGUCUUUUCAUAGGAUUGGAAGCCAGAGCCACCCAGAGCCAACGGAUAUGCCUGGGACCCGGCAUAAGUGUGGGAUUGAGAAUGCAGUCAGAUUCUUAAGCAUAAGCUUGGGGCUGGCCCUUCUCAUGUCUCAUGUGGGUCAUCACAAUGAUCACAUCACUCACCAACUAUAGCCCACUCAUCUCCUGUUCUGCUUAAUAAGGCCACCUGUCCUCAAAGAGGUGACUCUGGCUUAAGCUAAUUGCAAGUACCUUUCAGGGCCCUCUACAUUAUCAUCAUGAGCCCAAAUCCAACAAAACUGGAGACCUUGGGGACAGCAGCUCAACAGGGCAAUCAGAUGAGCUCUAAGUUUCUGGCCUUAAUGCUGCUCUGUGCUGGUCUUUAAUAAUAAGUGUGUGGAAUGAAUGCCUGCAGGUGAAACUUAGCCUGAAGAAUAAAGCUGCAUUGUGAUGUGUUCUUAGGAAGAAGAUGGUGACAAGUCUUGGAGAGGGAAUAAAGCAAGGAGAAACCACUAGAUGGGUAGAUAUUCAGGACAGAGAUGACAUCACCCCCUGGCCAUCCUCCUUAGGCCUGCAUAGGUCCCUCGGGUGGUAAGGCUGUAUACCCCAGGGUACUUCAGACCAAGAAAGUCUCUUAGCAUUGACAGGAACAAAUUUGUCUCAGAGUUCUAUCCCAGUAGAGUAGAACUAGCAGAAUUCCAAGGCUCUUGUGCAACCCUGGCAGGGGAGUGGGAGGUGUUUAGGGGUUGCUUAGGGACAAAGGAAUCCUUGUCUCCCUGUUGAAUUAGAAUUGGGGGCAGAUUCAGUUUUACUUAAAUUAAGAAUCAUAUUUC